AUGGUUGAUUUAAAAUCAACUUCUUCGAUAUUAAGUUAUGAGAAAAAACUUGAACAACAACAUAAACAAUCAAGACAGAACGUUGGUGUCAUUGCUAUCUUAUUCAUGUCUUUUAGAACUUUAGGCGUUAUUUAUGGAGAUAUUGGCACAUCUCCCUUAUAUGUACUUUCGGCAAUUUUUCCUGAUGCACCUGGCGAUGCUCGUGACGUUAUAGGCAUUUGUUCUUUAAUUAUUUGGUCAUUGACUAUCGUGCCUAUGAUAAAAUAUGUUUUCAUUGUUUUGAGAGCAGAUGAUAAUGGAGAAGGUGGCACGUUUGCCCUUUACUCAUUAUUAAACAAAUAUUCGGGUUUAAGUGUUCACGGCGAGAGUAGGUCAGAUGAUAGUUCAAUUGUAAGAUACGAUAACAGCUCAAUUCAUAGCUUAAAGCAACCAAAUAUGAUAGCGCGUUCCAAAUUUAUACAAAAUGCGUUGUUAAUCAUUGUUUUAUUGGGUGCAUCCUUGGUAAUGAGCGAUGGAUUAUUAACUCCAGCUGUGUCUGUAAUAUCCGCAGUUGAGGGAAUUGCAAUUAAAGCCCCAUCAUUAAAAGCAUUCAUUGUACCCAUCAGUUGCGUAAUCAUCGUUAUAUUGUUUUUGGCUCAACAAUUCGGCACAAAAAAGGUCGGGGAUUUGUUUGCCCCAAUCGUAUUCUUGUGGCUAAUGACGAUCGCUUCUACUGGAAUAUGGAAUAUCACAAAACAUCCAGAAAUCAUGAGAUCAUUCAAUCCAUAUUAUAUCUUUGAUUACUUUAUUCGUAAUAAAGGGGUGGGAUUCAACAGUCUCGGUGGGGUUUUGCUAUCCAUAACAGGAGUUGAAGCUUUGUAUGCUGAUUUGGGUCACUUCAAUCGCAUUUCUAUCCAACUUUCUUUUCCGCUCUAUGUUUAUCCUACCUUGACCUUAGCUUAUCUUGGACAGGGUGCACGUAUCAUCUUGGAUCCUUCCAUUGUCAAACCUAACGCAUUUUGGAAUUCAGUACCAGAAAAUGAUUUUGUUUUUUGGAUUACUUUUGUUUUUGCUACUCUGGCAACGAUCAUCGCCUCUCAGGCAAUGAUUUCUGCAACAUUCUCAUUAAUAUAUCAAGCGGUGCAGCUGGAAUGUUUCCCAAGAGUUAAAGUCAUACACACUUCAAAGGUUUUAGAAGGACAAAUUUAUAUUCCGGAGAUAAAUUACUUCCUUAUGGUAGUUAUUGUGAUAAUUUGUAUUGUUUUCAAAGAAUCCGCCAACCUAACUAACGCUUACGGGGUUGCGGUUGCUUUCUUAUUGAUAUUUGGUAUAAUUGAUUUAGCAUUCUUGAUUUCUACCCUUCGUAAAGUUAAGGAAGGUGGUUGGUUUACAUUAUUGUUGGCAAUUAUGAUUUGUCUAGUUAUGAUAAUUUGGAAAUGGGGUUCAACCCUCAAAUUUCAACACGCGUUAAAGUCCAAAACAAGGCUUGAAAAUAUUUUUAUCAACGAUGACGAACCAGAUAAAGGUGAUGAAGAAGUGACGACAGAGAAAGAAGCUUCGAUUGACCCAAUUUCUAAAAAAGCAAUCGAUGAAAGGGAGCGAUCAAAUGAAAUUGUAGAUGGAGAUUCGAGUGCCAAAGGUAUAUCAUUUGGUGAGAUAAAAACUCGAAAAGAGAUAAAUCGAAGUCAAAUACGACUCGCUAGCAGUGGAUUUCAAGUUAGUAGAUUACCGGGUAUUGGAAUGUUUUACAGUGAAGUGGGAUUGGGUGUUCCACUUACAUUUCGACAUUUUAUACAACAUUUCCCGGCGGUACCACAAACUCUCAUAUUCAUUAGUAUACGUCCCGUUGCGAUUCCUUACGUGGGCGAUGACGAUCGCUUGGUCGUAAGGAAAGUUAAUUAUGACGGGUGUUAUAAUAUAAUUGCCCGUUAUGGUUAUAUGGAGAAAGUUUCACAAGGACAAGAUUUUGUGAAAAGGAUGAUCGAAUCGAUUCGUAAAUUUGAUCCCACUCAUGAAGGUCUUUUGGAAAAUUCAAAUCAUGUGACAUACGUAGUUGGUCAACAAUACCUUCAUCCUAAAUUAAAUACCACUUGGUUGAAAAAAUUAAUAAUUUAUGGUUACGUCUUUUUGGUUAAUAAUUCAAGGCAAUUAUAUGGAAAUUGGAAUAUUCCAAUCGAGGAUGUCGUUGAUGUCGGCAUGAAAAUAGCUUUAUAA
This is a messenger RNA of Funneliformis geosporum, 2193 nucleotides long. The record is from the annotation of a GenBank genome assembly. Lineage: Eukaryota; Fungi; Glomeromycota; Glomeromycetes; Glomerales; Glomeraceae.